Messenger RNA from Psylliodes chrysocephalus, 438 nucleotides. NCBI's taxonomy places the organism in Eukaryota, Metazoa, Arthropoda, Insecta, Coleoptera, Chrysomelidae. The record is from the annotation of a GenBank genome assembly.
AUGCUGAAGAAAACCGUAUGCACAAGAUCCACGCAAUUGAUGAAUCACGUAAAGCAGCAACCUACGGAUAACGUUAUUCCCAAUGAUGUUAAUAUCUGCUUCGGUCUCUUACUGACAAUAGUAUUAGCCUUCGAGUCUCGUCUUAUGUUGAGACGUAACAUCGCUGUUUCGGAUGGACUCGUGAAUGGGGCAAUGGACAUUGUGAAACGGUUCAAAUGGCCGGAAUUACGCAGAGAUCAAAUGGAAGAAGGAGAAAUGUCAGAUGCUGUUCUCAUUAAAUUUGUUGAUGAAUCAAUAGGUACCAGAUUAAAAGAUGCUGACGGCUACGUUUCUAUUCCACCAAGGUGUGCUACAUUCCAAGCAACUAAAGGUCAUGGUGAUGUAGAGCGUCGAAUGUUACCGCUUUUAUGUUGGGCUGUAACCGUGCAUAAACUCUAG